Molecule: messenger RNA, 1398 nt
Organism: Arvicola amphibius (Eurasian water vole)
Lineage: Eukaryota; Metazoa; Chordata; Mammalia; Rodentia; Cricetidae
Product: zinc finger protein 120-like
Exons: 6
Coding region: 1-1398 (465 amino acids)
Biological process (GO): regulation of transcription by RNA polymerase II
Molecular function (GO): DNA-binding transcription factor activity; RNA polymerase II cis-regulatory region sequence-specific DNA binding
Source: RefSeq, a predicted model, not a curated record
AUGUUUGAUGGGGAUAAUGUUUGGAGGAGGUAUUCAAAGACUGGAGGAGAUCCAUGGGUGGACAGGCUGCUUGGAUUUCUAACGUUUGGUGUGCACUCUGCUUUAUCAGGGACUCUCAACUACCUGGUUUUCUUGCUGGCCUGGCCUGCUCAGAAUUCCGUGACCUAUGAAGAUGUGCACAUUGACUUCACUCAGGAUGAGUGGGUUUUGCUGAAUUAUUCCCAAAAGAUUCUCUACAAAGAUGUGAUGCUGGAGACGUACAGGAACCUCACUGCUAUUGGUAUGAAAAAAGCCAUAAUGGAGGGAAACCCUUUGAAUGCACCCAAUGUUUUAAAUCAUUUGCAUGUUAUAGUCAUCUUCAAAGGCAUAAAAAAAUUCAUUCUGCAGAGACACCAUAUGAUGGUGUUCAACAUGCUGAAGCCUUUGGAGGUACCAGUUGUCUGCAAAUACUUAAAGGAACACAUGCUGGAGAGAAAUCCUAUAAAUGUAAUCAAUUGUGGUAAAGCCUUUGCACGUCAAUGUAGUCUCCAAAUACAUAAAAGAACACAUACUGGAGAGAAACCAUACACAUGUAAUCAGUGUGGUAAAGCCUUUUCACAGAACAGUAGUCUUCGAGUACAUCUAAGGACACAUACUGGAGAGAAGCCAUUUGAAUGUAAUCAAUGUGGUAAAGCCUUUUCACUGAAAAGUACUCUUCGAGUACAUCAAAGGACACAUACUGGAGAGAAACCUUAUCAGUGUAAUCAAUGUGGUAAAGCUUUUGGGACUCAGGGUGAGCUUCGCAGACAUAAGAGAACACAUACUGGAGAGAAGCCCUUUGAGUGUAAUCAAUGUGGUAAAGCUUUUUCACAGAGAUGUAAACUCCAAAUACACAAAAGAAUGCAUACUGGAGAGAAACCCUAUGAAUGUACUCAAUGUGGUAAAGCCUUUUCAUAUAUCAGUAGUUUCCAACUUCACAAAAGAACACAUACUGGAGAGAAACCAUAUGAAUGUAAUCAAUGUAAUAAAUUCUUUUCACAAAUCAGUAGUCUAAAAACACAUAAAAGAAUACAUACUGGAGAGAAACCUUAUAAAUGUAAUGAAUGUGGCAACUCCUUUUCACGUCAAUUUCCUGAAUUUUGUCCCAAGUAUAUAAAGCUGCUGUGCUACAUUGGGACAAGGAUAAAGGAAAAACAUAAAGCCUUCUGUCAGUGUGAAUCAUGGACUGUGUGCACUCUGGGGAUUACUGGCUGGAGAGACAGUGGGAAGUGGAGAGCCACACUGCAUUCCCAGGGCACACAGAGACCAUCAGUGGUUGUGAAGCAUGAGCCACCAGCUGGUGACAUGGGCAGGGAGAGUCAAUACCCAAUGCACUAUGUGGCUUGCAAAAUGCGAGUGACUCAGGGGUUCUCAAAAUAG